GAUGCAUUCAGCUAAUCUAGUUAAGGAAGAUUUUAAAGAAGAGAAUAACUAAGGCAAAAAGGGAGGCGGGGCACAGUCCAAGGAAGGUGGUAGGGCAAACGGUUGGAAUGAAAACUGGUGUGGUCUUUAACUGAAAUUUGCAUAAAACGGAACCCUCCAGGUGACUACAACUUCACCCAUUUAUUGGUAGCCCCUGUGCGCCACCGCUCCUCGCCUCCGAGCAGAGCAUGCCGGGAGAUGUAGUUCCGAGUUCGGUUGCUAUGGCGGUCUCGACAGCUCUGAGAGUCCGGGAGUGACGAGCGGCCUGGCCAAUGGGAGUAGGGCCUGGGCCGGCGGGGGCGGGCUCUCUGCAGAAGGACUCGAAGGUGGCAGCGGCGAAGGGGCAGGCCGUUACAGCCUCUCGGAAGCAGGUGACUAUGAAAGGCUUAUAUUUUCAACGGAGUUCUACAAAUGAAAAAAUAACAUUUGUAUUUCAAGAACGGGAAACUCUUCCUGUUGCAGAGGAUAACUAUGUGAAACUUCAGGUUAAAGCUUGUGCUCUGAGCCGCAUAAAUACAAAGCUUCUGGCAGAGAUGAAGAUGGAGAAGGAUUUCUUUCCCGUUGGGAGAGAAAUUGCUGGAAUUGUGUUAGAUGUUGGAAGUAAGGUAUCAUUUUUUCAACCUGAUGAUGAAGUAGUCGGGAUCCUACCCCUGGAUUCGGAAGACCCUGGACUCUGUGAGGCUGUGCGGGUGCACGAGCACUACUUGGUUCACAAGCCAGAAAAAGUGUCGUGGACAGAAGCCGCUGGGACCGUUGGGGACGGGGUGCGAGCCUACACCGCUCUGCACUACCUUUCGCGGCUCUCCCCCGGGAAGUGGGUGCUGAUCAUGGACGGAGCCAGCGCGCUCGGGACAAUAGCUAUUCAGUUGGCGCAUCACAGAGGAGCCAAAGUGAUUUCCACAGCGUGCAGCCCGGAAGACAGGCAGUACCUGGAAGGACUCAGGCCUGCUCUCGCCCGAGUGAUCGACGUGUCCGGCGGGAAAGCCCAUGUUGCUGAAAGCUGUUUAGAAGAAACAGGUGGCCUGGGAGUCGACAUUGUCCUGGACGCGGGAGUGAGAUUAUAUAGUGAAGAUGAUGAACCGGCUGCAGAAUUACAACUACUACCACAUAAGCAUGAUAUCCUCACACUUCUGGGUGUCGGAGGCCAUUGGGUGACGACAGAAGAAAACCUGCAGCUGGAUCCUCCAGAUAGCCACUGCCUCUUCCUCAAGGGAGCAACGGUGGCUUUCCUUAACGACGAAGUUUGGAAUUUGUCAAAUGUACAACAAGGAAAAUAUCUUUGUGUCUUAAAAGAUGUGAUGGAGAAGUUAGCAACUGGUGUUUUUAGGCCUCGUCUGGACGAACCCAUCCCGCCGUACGAGGCCAAAGUCUCCAUGGAAGGUGUUCAGAAAAAGCAAGGAAGAAAAAAGCAAGUUGUUCAGUUUUAAUUUUAUCUCCCAGAUCUCAGUUGAAUGAACCCAUUCCAGUAUUUGAAGCCAGAGUUUCCUUGGAAAUUGUUCAGAAAAGUCAAGGAAGAUAAAAGCAAGUUGUUCCCUUUUUAAGCAUGUUUUCCUGCUAUCUGAGACGAGAUGGUUAUUUUAAAUACCUGAAACGUAUUUGAAAAGUUAAUGUACAAACAGCCAAGACAAGUCUGUAAUUAACACCUGAAGGGAAUAUUCUGGAA
Molecule: messenger RNA, 1702 nt
Organism: Myotis myotis
Lineage: Eukaryota; Metazoa; Chordata; Mammalia; Chiroptera; Vespertilionidae
Gene: CRYZL1
Product: crystallin zeta like 1
Exons: 13
Coding region: 312-1466 (384 amino acids)
Molecular function (GO): oxidoreductase activity
Source: RefSeq, a predicted model, not a curated record